UUCUUGAGGAGCAGGGGCUCAGAGGCCUGCGGGCUGUUGCAGGGCCAGCCCAGGUGGGAGGGCCAAGGCCGGGGAGGUGGAGCGCUCGUCCAGGGGUCUCCAGGAGUGGCAGUUCCAACAAGGCUGCCAAAAGGCGCGAUCCUCAAGGACCGGCCUAAGGCCACCCAUCAGAGCAGGAGACAGAAGAAAAAGAAGAGAAGAGGGUGGAGCGGACAAAGAGCAUUGGAGGCAGAAACCGGCGGCGAAAGGGCGGCGCGAGCCUGGCCACCUGGCUCUGCAGUGUCCCAGGUGCACCUGCUGGGAGAGAGAAAGGGGCAUCUCCGAUUCCGGGGGAAAUCCAGUCCUGGGGGCUGACUCGAAGCUGGAAAAUCCAGAGAAGCCUCCGCCUCCUCUUCACCUGCGGCCAAAACCCGGCAAGUGAAUGGGCGUGACCCUAGUGCUCAGGUUUCUUCCUUUUCACCUGGGCAAGAAGGGGUGGGGGCCAGGACUUCCGGUUCAGGGUCGCCCGGAGCGCCGAGGGGGACCGCCCGGCCUCGGGGAUCGCCGCGUGCGGAGCCGCUGCUCCGGGAGUGACCCGCUCCCUCGGCUGAGAGACCGGCGCUCUACCGGAGGCGUCGAUUUGCCUUUACUCCGGGGACAAGAAGAUAAACGCCUCUUUUGUCUCUUCGGGCGGCUGAAAACUCCACCUGGCUUGUUUCUUGUGGGGCUGCCCCCACCCCCAAGUUUUAUUUGCUUCACUGUAGGGUCCCCCGCCCGGGGCUCCCAGUCUCUUUCCGAAGGCGGAAAUGGCCAAUUCGGGCCUGCAGUUGCUCGGCUUUUCCAUGGCUCUUCUGGGAUGGGUGGCCCUGGUGGCGAGCACCGCCAUCCCGCAGUGGCAGAUGAGCUCGUACGCGGGCGACAACAUUAUCACGGCCCAGGCCAUGUACAAGGGGCUGUGGAUGGAGUGCGUCACGCAGAGCACCGGCAUGAUGAGCUGCAAAAUGUACGACUCUGUGCUCGCCCUGUCCGGGGCCUUGCAGGCCACUCGAGCCCUCAUGGUGGUAUCUCUGGUGCUGGGCUUCCUGGCCAUGUUUGUGGCCACGAUGGGCAUGAAGUGCACGCGCUGCGGGGGAGAUGACAAAGUGAAGAAGGCCCGCAUUGCCAUGUCUGGAGGCAUCGUCUUCAUCGUGGCAGGUCUUGCUGCCUUGAUAGCUUGCUCCUGGUAUGGUCAUCAGAUUGUCACAGACUUUUAUAACCCCCUGACCCCCAUGAAUGUUAAGUACGAGUUUGGUUCUGCCAUUUUUAUUGGCUGGGCAGGGUCUGCUCUGGUCCUCCUGGGAGGCGCACUGCUCUCCUGCUCCUGCCCUGGCAGUGAGAACAAAUCUGCAUACCGUGCACCUCGCUCCUACCCCAAGUCCAACUCCGCCAAGGAGUACGUGUGAGCCGGGACCCAUGCCCCAGCCUGACAGGCUGUGGGUGUGCCCAGACACCUGCAAGGCCCACGGCACAGCUCAACCUGUGAGCAGGUGCAGGACAAGGCCUCCUGUUCAAUCUACCCCUGCACACCAUGUACAGUUCUCUGCGGGGCGGGGAAGGGGGGGCAAACAGAGGGGAGGGUGUGCUUUUUGUACAGUAAUAAAAAAUAGGUUUUGGAAAGGCG
Lepus europaeus (European hare) is the source of this 1639-nucleotide messenger RNA. RefSeq names its product claudin 7 (gene CLDN7). The transcript is spliced from 5 exons. Gene Ontology annotation, cellular component: bicellular tight junction; plasma membrane. Gene Ontology annotation, molecular function: structural molecule activity. The record is from RefSeq and is a predicted model, not a curated record. Gene Ontology annotation, biological process: cell adhesion; bicellular tight junction assembly. Lineage: Eukaryota; Metazoa; Chordata; Mammalia; Lagomorpha; Leporidae. Bases 786 to 1421 code for a protein of 211 amino acids.